UGUGUGCAAACGGGCCACGCCUCGGCGACACCAGCUGUCAGAGACGCGCGGGGUUCCUGAGGGCUGGGAAUUGGCUGCACUCGUUGACCCCCAGUCUCAGUCCGCACUCUGUGAGAAAACCCCCGCUUUGCCGAGGCCCCAGGUAUAGAGGGGUUCGGCAAAGGAGGCACCUUUCUCGGCCCCCAGCCCAAUCCCAGCGCCCCUAGCUCGGACGACGUCUAGAGGCCCCAGAGUGGGUGCUCAAGCUCCCAGAGCAGCAGGUGUCCAGGCGAGGUCUCCGAUUUCCUGGAGACGUCUUGCUCUCCACAGAGGCCCCGGCCCGAUUUCGGAGCCGUCCAUCCCGCGCCGCUGGAAACCGCGCCACCUCGCAGCAUGGCCACCACCCUCGGUGCCGACGCUCCCCUGCAGCCGAGUGCGCUGCCGUCCCAGCAGACCACGCUCCUGCUGCUCCUUUCGGUGCUGGCCGCCGUGCACGUGGGCCAGUGGCUGCUGCGGCAGCGGCGGCGGCAGCCGGGGUCCGCGCUGCCGGGCCCGUUUGCGUGGCCGCUGAUCGGAAACGCGGCGGCGAUGGGUCCGGCGCCGCACCUCUCGUUCGCGCGCCUGGCGCGGCGCUACGGCGACGUCUUCCAGAUCCGCCUGGGCAACUGCCGGGUGGUGGUGCUGAACGGCGAGCGCGCCAUCCGCCAGGCGCUGGUGCAGCAGGGCGCCGCCUUCGCCGACCGGCCGCGCUUCGCUUCUUUCCGCCUGGUGUCCGGCGGCCGCAGCCUGGCUUUCGGCCCGUACUCCCAGAGCUGGAAGGUGCAGCGGCGCGCAGCGCACAGCACCAUGCGGGCCUUCUCCACGCGCCAGCCGCGCAGCCGGCGCGUCCUCGAGGGCCACGUGCUGGGCGAGGCGAGGGAGCUGGUGGCGCUGCUGGUGCGCGGCAGCGCGGGCGGCGCCUUCGUGGACCCGCGGCCCCUGACCGUGGUGGCCGUGGCGAACGUCAUGAGCGCCGUGUGCUUCGGUUGCCGCUACAGCCACGACGACGCCGAGUUCCGCGAGCUGCUCAGCCACAACCAGAAGUUCGGGCGCACGGUGGGCGCGGGCAGCUUGGUGGACGUGCUGCCCUGGCUGCAGCGCUUCCCCAACCCCGUGCGCACCGCCUUCCGCGAGUUCGAGCAGCUCAACCGCAACUUCAGCAACUUCGUCCUCGACAAGUUCCUGAAGCACCGCGAAAGCCUGAAGCCCGGGGCCGGCCCGCGCGACAUGAUGGACGCCUUCAUCAUCUCCGCGGGAACCGAGGCGGCGGAGGGCUCGGAGGACGGCGGCGCGCGGCUGGACCUGGAGUAUGUGCCGGCCACUGUCACCGACAUCUUCGGCGCCAGCCAGGACACGCUCUCCACCGCGCUGCAGUGGCUGCUCAUCCUUUUCACCAGGUAUCCUGAAGUGCAGGCUCGGGUCCAGGCCGAACUGGAUCAAGUCGUGGGUAGAGACCGGCUACCAUGCCUGGAUGACCAGCCCAACCUGCCCUACGUCAUGGCCUUUCUUUAUGAAGCCAUGCGCUUCUCCAGCUUCGUGCCCGUCACCAUUCCUCACGCCACCACCACCAGCGCCUCUGUCUUGGGCUACCACAUUCCCAAGGACACGGUGGUUUUUGUUAACCAGUGGUCUGUGAAUCAUGACCCAGCGAAGUGGUCUAAUCCAGAGGACUUUGAUCCGGGCCGGUUCUUGGACAAAGAUGGCUUCAUCGACAAGGACCUGGCCAGCAGUGUGAUGAUUUUUUCCGUGGGCAAACGGCGGUGCAUUGGGGAAGAGCUUUCCAAGAUGCAGCUGUUUCUCUUCAUUUCCAUCCUGGCUCAUGAGUGCAAUUUCAAGGCCAAUCCAGAUGAACCCUCGAAGAUGGAUUUUAAUUACGGUCUGACCAUUAAACCCAAGUCAUUUCGAAUCAACGUCACUCUCAGAGAGUCCAUGGAGCUCCUCGAUAGUGCUGUCCAAAAGUUUCAAGCCGAGGAGGACUGCCAGUGAGAAGCCACAAAGAAGCGAGCUCGAAUUUUAGAAGUACUCAAGUGGGGGGGGAUGGGGAGUGGACUUUGCUAACGCCUUGUGCCACUGUCUCAGUUAGCCUCUAGAGUGAGCAUAAACCGACUGACCGACAGACGAUGUGCUUCA
This is a messenger RNA of Odobenus rosmarus divergens (Pacific walrus), 2148 nucleotides long. RefSeq names its product cytochrome P450 1B1-like. The record is from RefSeq and is a predicted model, not a curated record. NCBI's taxonomy places the organism in Eukaryota, Metazoa, Chordata, Mammalia, Carnivora, Odobenidae. Gene Ontology annotation, molecular function: iron ion binding; heme binding; monooxygenase activity. The transcript is spliced from 3 exons. The coding region runs from base 373 to 2004 and encodes 543 amino acids.